GAGGCCGUACCGAGCCAAUAUGGCUUGCAACGACGUGGACAAGUCCAGCUUCGAUGAUGUCUGCUGUGACAGCGGACACUCGAGUUGUGCUGCAGCUAUGGAGAAGGAGAGGGAGUCGUUUCUGAGCCCAACAGAGAACCCGUCCACCAUCAGUGUUUCAUCUAGUAUGCCUCCUGACCAGCAAGGCUAUGAUGUAGAGUUUGACCCUCCACUAGAGAGCAAGUAUGAGUGCCCUAUCUGUCUGAUGGGUCUCCGCUCGGCAGUACAGACCCCCUGUGGCCAUCGAUUCUGUGACUCGUGCAUUAGGAAAUCCAUCAGGGACACGGGGCAGAAAUGUCCAGUUGACAACGAGGUGCUGCUUGAGGAACAGCUUUUCCCUGAUAACUUUGCCAAACGAGAGAUCCUCUCACUCACCGUCAAAUGUUCUAACUUUGGAUGCAGUGAAAAAAUGGAGUUGCGCCAAUUAGAGAAACACUUGUCUCAGUGCAGGUUUGCCACUGCGCCGUGCCCUCAAUGUCAGGAGUCUGUUCCCAUAAGCCACCUGGAUGAACAUAAGAGCCAGCAUUGCUUACAGCGGAUUAUGACCUGCCCUGACUGUGCUGGGAGCUUUGUGUAUGCUGUCAAACAGAAUCAUGAACAGUUUUGUCCUUUCGCCAAUACAGUGUGUGAAUAUUGCGAAAUGGAGCUCAUUCGGGAUCAGUUGGCGCUGCACUGUGACACCGACUGUCUAAAAGCUCCUGUGGCCUGUACUUUCAGCACUUUUGGAUGUCGUGAAAAGAUGACAAGAAAUGAGCUGGCCCAGCACAUGCAGGAGUUUACACAGAUGCACAUGCGUUACAUGGCUGAGUUUCUCCGCAGCCAGACUCUCAAUAACUGCACAAUGCCCUCAGCUGCUGCCCACUUGUCCUCAGAUGAUCGUGGAGCCUCCGCCCGAUCGCCAGAUUCUUGUCAGUGCAAACAGGAGCUCCUGAACCUGCGAGAGACAGUACUGGAGCUGGAGGGUCGGCUGGUCCGUCAAGAUCAGCAAAUCCGGGAGCUGUGCAUCCACAACGACACGCAGAAAAACCAGGUCACUGAGCUACGGCGAAAGCUUGUCUCACUAGAGGAGAGCACCCGAGAGCUGGAGGCGCAGCAGUACCAGGGCAUCUACGUGUGGCGUGUGGAGAACUUCUCACACCACCUGCGCAACCAAGAAGCCGGUCAGCCUAUUGUCCUCCACAGCCCACCCUUCUACACAGGCCGGCCUGGGUACAAACUCUGCCUGCGACUGCACCUGCAAACCCCCAGUGCUCCUCGCUGUUCUAACUUCAUCUCGCUUUUCGUGCACACUAUGCAGGGUGAGUUUGACAGCCAGCUCUCCUGGCCCCUCCAGGGCACCAUUCGGCUGGCAGUGCUGGACCAGGUAGAGGGGCAGCACCAUAUUGAAGUGAUGGAGACCAAGCCAGACCUGCAGGCUUUCCAGAGGCCUACCGUGAUGCGCAACCCCAAAGGAUUCGGCUAUGUGACGUUUCUGCACCUGCAGGCAUUGCGGCAGCGUGGUUUUGUGAAAGAGGACGUGCUGUUGGUGCGCUGUGAGGUCACACCACGAUUUGACGCUAGUCUCAGGAGGGAAGGUGUUCAACCUCGAGGACCAGAACCUUCAAUUUGAGCAAUUUUUUGUUUUCAGUCUUAAGUUCUCAAAGACACUCUGCUGAAAUGACAGAAAUACAGCUAAACCUGUUUUUUUGUUUGUU
Danio rerio (zebrafish) is the source of this 1733-nucleotide messenger RNA. RefSeq names its product TNF receptor-associated factor 6 (gene traf6). Lineage: Eukaryota; Metazoa; Chordata; Actinopteri; Cypriniformes; Danionidae. Gene Ontology annotation, cellular component: cell cortex; lipid droplet; nucleus. Gene Ontology annotation, biological process: intracellular signaling cassette; regulation of canonical NF-kappaB signal transduction; regulation of apoptotic process. The record is from RefSeq and is marked provisional. Gene Ontology annotation, molecular function: zinc ion binding; ubiquitin-protein transferase activity; ubiquitin protein ligase activity.